This is a messenger RNA of Phycomyces blakesleeanus NRRL 1555(-), 1176 nucleotides long. RefSeq lists its product as hypothetical. The transcript is spliced from 9 exons. The record is from RefSeq and is a predicted model, not a curated record. Gene Ontology annotation, molecular function: GTP binding; ATP hydrolysis activity; ATP binding. Bases 1 to 1176 code for a protein of 391 amino acids. Lineage: Eukaryota; Fungi; Mucoromycota; Mucoromycetes; Mucorales; Phycomycetaceae. Gene Ontology annotation, cellular component: cytoplasm.
AUGAUGAUAAAAAAAAAAGAAACGGACGUACCUGUUUUACUUGGAAGACCUUCCAACAAUCUCAAAAUGGGUGUAGUUGGAUUACCAAACAUUGGAAAAUCCUCACUAUUCAAUGCCCUUACCAACAGCAGCGUACCAGCAGAAAACUAUCCCUUUUGCACUAUUGAUCCUUCCGAGGCACGCGUCCUGGUUCCUGAUGACAGACUCGACUGGUUGUGUGAAAUCUACAAACCCAUUCGAACUACCCCUGCUCAUUUGACUGUCCUGGAUAUCGCUGGUCUUGUUCGAGGGGCAUCUCAAGGGGCUGGGCUGGGUAAUGCUUUCUUGGCCAAUGUGGGAUCAGUCGACGCCAUUUACCAUCUCGUGCGUGCAUUUGAGAAUGAAAAUGUCACCCACGUAGAGAACACAAUAGACCCCUUGCGUGAUCUGGAUAUCAUCCAAGAAGAACUACGUCUAAAAGAUGAGGAGAUGUUGGAGCGUCAAUUGGCCGAAUUGGUCAAGCUUGCAAAGUUCCCCGAUAACAAGAGACCUUUGGGAACAAUGUCUAGAAAAGAAGAAGUGGGUGUGGUUGAAAAAGUGGCGGAUUUUAUGGCCAAGGGUAAUGAUGUACGUAAAGGAGAUUGGAAUGCACCUGAAGUCCAGGUAAUCAAUACUCUUCAUCUCCUGACUGCGAAACCAAUGGUAUAUCUUUGCAACAUGAGCGAGCAAGAUUACUGCAAGGGCACAAACAAAUGGCUACCAGACAUUCAGGAGUGGGCAAAGGCUAACAAUGCACUGGACACUGUGAUUCCAUUAUCUGUCAGCUUUGAAUCAAAGUUAGCAAGUAUGGAACAGGAUGAAGCCAAGGCACAUUUGAAUUCCCUUGGUGUCACCUCACAGUUGCCUCGUGUGAUAUUGGCUGGCUACAGAGCACUUCAUCUCAUUCACUACUUUACUUGUGGGCAGCAAGAAGUCAGAGCAUGGACAGUCAGGGAUACUGCAAAGGCACCUCAGGCAGCGGGUGUUAUUCAUACUGAUUUCGAACGCGGUUUCAUCUCUGCGGACAUUAUGAAACUCGAGGAUCUUCGCCAGCUUAAAUCAGAAGCAGCCGUACGUUCGGCAGGCAAAUAUCUUCAAAAGGGAAAGGACUACAAAAUGGAAGACGGCGACAUUGCCCACUUCAAGGUAAAUGAAUAA